AUGGACGAGAUGGGCCCUGGCGUUUCAUCUCGCGACCUCGAGAUAUGCCGGAUGUCCAAUGUGGCGCCUGCGGACGACGAGGUCGCUGCCAGAGUCCGAGCGACCGUCGCGGGCGAUUUUCAGCCUGAGCGAGUCAACGGCUUCCCCAUGAGGCCUGAUGAGGGGUCGGUAGACCUGGGCUCGAUCGAUGCCCGGUCCUCGAGACCUCCAGUAAAAGAGGACGACGCCGAUCGUGAUAGGAGGCACGAGUCCGCGGAGAAACAAAUGUCCGCAAAGGACUUAGGAAAGAAAAAGGAAAAGAAGGAGAAUCUCGAGCGACAAGCGCUCGAGAAACGCCGCGCAAAGUCAAGGCAGAGGGGAGAAUCUGAGGAGGAGUCUCCUGAUGAAGACGAUGGCAACGACGGGGACGGUGAUAGCGAUGACUCCGAGGGGAUGGCGGCUCGCCUUGACAAAAUCCUCGAGGAUCCGCCACAGGCCGACGUCGACGUUCUGCGGAUGGGAGCCCCUAAGGGGGCGUCAAGCGGGUCGCGUGACGGUCAACAGAGGGAGCCCUCCCCGCACCGCUCUCGCGCCGAUACCCCCCCUUUGCCUGCGCCGGGUCGGACCGUCUCCCGCCCGCAACCUCCUCCCGCGUCUGGGACAGGCCAUCGAGUUAAGACCAUGGCGACGGGGCCACUGACUCGCGGUCGUGCUGCCGUGACGGCCUCAAGCCUAGGGGAGGUAGGUCGUGGGAGUUCUAGUUCUGGCGCACGUCAGACGGGAGACACCGAGCCUAAACCUACGCCCGCCCGUGAGAGGCCCGGGGUCUCGACGCGGGGCAGCUCGAAGCUAGCCGGUCGAGGUGCUGGCAGGCGGGUAGCUCUUCCUGUGGGGUUAAAGCGGCCGCUCGAACAGGCCCAACCCUCGAUGGCUAAGAAGCUCAAGGUGGGGGCGGCUCCCAAAGACUCGGGUUCGUCUGAACCUCGGCCAUCGACGGGCAUCGAGAGCACCCCGCCUCGUCCAUCGGCGGGAGAGACCGCCCCGCCGUCACCAAGGCGGAUCGAGGCGCCUGGUUUUAUCCACGCGACGAGGGGCGGCUGGGAGCAACUUCCUCUUCUCAAGGACCAGCUCCUGGAGUCGCAAGAGAAGCUCCUCAAGGCCUACAAAGAGCUUGUGGCACUUGAGGAGGAGAAGAAGGAGAGGGAGGCUGCCUUGGCCGAAGCUCGGGAAGCCUCGAGGAAGGCGGUAGAAGAGGCCACACAGCUGAGGGAGCGGACCAUGACGGUCGAGGAGGCUGCGUCCAGGGCCCGAGAAGAGGCCAUUUUUUACAAGGACGUGGCCGCCGAUCUCGACAAGGAGAAGGGCCUCAUCAAGGCUGACCUCGCCUCCGCCCGAGAGGCCUACUGA
Sorghum bicolor (sorghum) is the source of this 1386-nucleotide messenger RNA. Its product is annotated as serine/arginine repetitive matrix protein 1-like. The transcript is spliced from 5 exons. Lineage: Eukaryota; Viridiplantae; Streptophyta; Magnoliopsida; Poales; Poaceae. Bases 1 to 1386 code for a protein of 461 amino acids. The record is from RefSeq and is a predicted model, not a curated record.